CACAUGAACAUAUUCAUAAAGGAAGAGGAAGUGGGAAGUGCGAUAGAUAAUGUUGUUACAUGUCCGCGAACACUACCUUUCUGGUUCAUGCGUCAAGUUUUUAUGUUGACGCUACCCACACGCUACCUCUCUGCCAUCUUCCUUCCCCAACCUUAGCUUAGCAUUUGUUAUUUCUGGCUUCAUUUCCACUAUUGCUUUUACUUUUACUGUUCUACCAGUCAUCACAUAUACACAAACAAGCAGACAACAGUGCACGCCACAAUCAUCCAACUCCUUAAUUGCACUUCUAGCUUUUGAAGGAAAAUGAAACCCCGACCUAUAAUUUUUUCCUCUAAUUAAUUUUUUUUAAUAAAUAAGGAGAGAAAAUAGGAAGUAUUUGAGAGGCUUUUGAGUAAAAACACCUCCUUUGUGCAGGCCAGGGAUUCAUGGCCCUCUUCUUAAUCUUUUUAUCUUCUCUAAUGAGCCCUCUUUUAUUUUCUUGAUUUGGUUUUCUUUUUAACAUUGUAAUCCCAUAUCGAUAGAGGAUUUAGCUGGGUUUCUGCUUGAUUAUAUGGUGGAUCUGUUAAAAGAACUGGCCAUAUAGGAGCUUCCCUGUCAACUAAAAGGAGGGAGAAAGAAGAGAGGAGGAGGGAAUGGAUUUUGAUGAACACGAAGACCAAGAGGAAGACAUGCCCAUGGCGGCGUCUCCAGUUUAUGACACUAUUAGCGACUCAUCUAGGCUAAAAACGGGUCCAGCUGGUGGAGAAGGUGCGCCAGCUACGGCAACAGCAAACACGAGAAAAUCCGCAAGCUCGGUUAGAUAUAGAGAGUGCUUGAAAAACCAUGCUGUGAGUAUCGGUAGACAUACGGUGGAUGGGUGUGGGGAAUUCAUGGCGGCGGGCGAAGAGGGUACCUUGGAUGCACUCAUAUGCGCCGCGUGUAACUGCCACCGAAAUUUCCACCGCAAGGAAACUGAUGGAGCCUCGGAGGGAAUAUAUCACCACCAUCAGCAACAUGCUAAAUUCUCUCCCUUAUAUCGGGCUCCGCCACCUGCUGGGUACUUACACCUGACGCCGGCCCCGCAAAUCAGGCCAUUAGCUCUACCCGCAGCAUCUGCUGGGGGUGCCGGAGGUGCUAUUAUUGGUGGUGGGUACAGCAGGGAGGAGGAGGAUGUGUCUAAUCCUAGUAGUAGCGGAGGAGGGGGCGGCGCUUGUGGGAGUUCAAAGAAGAGAUUUAGGACUAAGUUUACGCAGGAGCAGAAGGACAAGAUGUUGGAUUUCGCAGAGAAGCUUGGUUGGAGAAUCCAAAAGCAUGAUGAGGCUGCAGUCGAGCAGUUUUGUGCAGAGUAUGGAGUGAAAAGGCGUGUGCUCAAGGUGUGGAUGCACAACAACAAGCACACUGUUGGUAAGAAACCCUAAUUUUUAGAAAACUUACAAGGAUAAAAACAGCAACAACAACAACAAUGGAGUAAGUGCCAAGUGCAAAAAUGAGGAAGGAAGCUAGAGAGCUUAAUACCCAGAAGUGCAAUUGAUAUAUUUUCUGAAAGCAAAAAUGGGAAAGUUGAUUGUUUGUGAUGUGAAAUUGGUAAGAGUAGUAACACAGAUUAGGGUUCUUCAACUAUUUUGUCUCUUCAUUUUUUGUUAUUUCUUUGCUUUCCAAUUUAGUUUUGUUUCUGAAAGUAGGAGGGAUAUUGGUGGAGUUGAUGAUUAUGGUCCUGUAAUUUCUUGAAAUGCGUUGUUGCUGGUAUGGGCCAUUUGCUAGCUCCUGAAUUAAUCAGCAUCUCCUAAUUCAAGCUUACUUCUUUCUUUA
Molecule: messenger RNA, 1788 nt
Organism: Manihot esculenta (cassava)
Lineage: Eukaryota; Viridiplantae; Streptophyta; Magnoliopsida; Malpighiales; Euphorbiaceae
Product: zinc-finger homeodomain protein 2
Exons: 1
Coding region: 633-1397 (254 amino acids)
Biological process (GO): regulation of developmental process; regulation of DNA-templated transcription
Cellular component (GO): nucleus
Molecular function (GO): DNA-binding transcription factor activity; transcription cis-regulatory region binding
Source: RefSeq, a predicted model, not a curated record